This is a messenger RNA of Exophiala xenobiotica, 2040 nucleotides long. RefSeq lists its product as uncharacterized. The record is from RefSeq and is a predicted model, not a curated record. The coding region runs from base 229 to 1488 and encodes 419 amino acids. The transcript has 4 exons. Gene Ontology annotation, molecular function: 2 iron, 2 sulfur cluster binding. Lineage: Eukaryota; Fungi; Ascomycota; Eurotiomycetes; Chaetothyriales; Herpotrichiellaceae.
GUCAUGGUCAUCGGAUCCGAACGACAUGGCUCAUACAAUUGCCCAAAGCUUACAAUGUGAUUGGAAGAGCGUGUCCAAGGGAUUCGACUUCGGCUCAUUGUGCCUGUCUUCUCCAGAGUCGAUGGCUUUGCUUCUGAUAAGGCCAGCACCCCCUCCUGGCUCAUAUACAUACCUUCAGGAGUUCCGUAGGCUUCCAGACCUGACGCCUUGAACAAGGGCCCGUGAAGUAUGGCAUUGAGCAUCCUCUCUAGCCACAUUUCGUGGCAAGGCUUCCCAUUCCCUGUGUAUGUUUUCGUCUUCUCAUGCUUAGCGUAUCUUUUGGGACGUCGGCUCCUGAACUUCGUUGGUUCUUUCAUCUCCGCAGGAGAUGGAGAGAAAGUCCCCCAUCGAGGUUCAGGGCUGGAUCAGGCAGAGAAGGGAAGUCUGAAGAGACCGGUUGAUAUGUCUGAGGACGAAGUCUUCCAGUUGGAAAAAAGAGCAUUCUUCAGCAAAACGUGGUUGUACGUCACGCACCGCAGCAGGUUCGACAAAGUCGGAGAUUACCAUGCCUUUGAAGUGGCCGGGAUUUCGUUCUUUGUCGUUCUGGGCAAGGAUAUGAAGCUCCGUGCUUUCCACAAUAUCUGCAGACACCGCGCUUACACCGUGGUUCGGAAGCCCUGCGGAACCUCCACGCGAUUCUCUUGCAAAUACCACGGUUGGCAAUAUGACGACGCAGGCCGGCUAGUGAAAGCGCCCAAGUUCGAUGAAUCGCCGGGUUUCGUGCCUGAAGAGAAUGGAUUGUGGGAGGUGAAGUUGAUCGUCACGAGAGAGGGUUUGGUCUUCGUCAACUUCGAUGCCAGCACCAUGGAUCUGCCUUUCAACAAUGUCAAGUCUCACAUUCAGAUGGAAAGUCGCUCCUGGAUCGAUGGGAUGAACGUGACAUGUGCGGCCAACUGGAAAGAUCUUGCAAACAAUUUUUCGAGCCAGGCUCAAUGGUCACAGAACCCGUUUGGGUGGUUCUCUGGCUUCCGCCGGCCCAAGAUGGUCAGCCUUUUGGGACCUCUUAGCAUAGUCAAGGAGUUAGAUCCAAAUCUGUGGUGCACUAUGACUCUCCUGCCGUGCUCUUCCUCCGAGGUUGUUGUCAGAUGCGACCUCUAUGCAAAGGAAGGGCAUCAAGUCCCAACGAACACAGCGGCAAAAUGGAAAUGGAUGCUGGAGAAGGAGCUCAUCCAUUUGCCAAAUCCCGACGAUACCAAAGUGUCGAAAGGGUCAUAUUUCGCAUACAAAUGCGGAGGCCGGACCAUCGACCUAUUUGCAAUCCUCGCCCAGCACCAACGUAAUGAGAAGAUGGCGAACAAGAAGCUGCAACCGGCAAUCAGAAUCACAGGAACAGCCGAGAUCGAUGCGGAGGCAGAAGCUGUAUGUGAUGCUCUUGACGGAACAAGUGACGGUCCAUCUCUGGAGAAAUGCUCCAGAAAGUCGAGCUUUCCGCACAUGUUAGAAUGGUAAGUGCGAUGGUGGAAUGAGCUGCUGGGAACUCAUCACUGCAUCAUCCGGCGUCAGGACUAGUAUAGCGGAUACACGCAUGAUAGAUUCAGGGAGGUGUUAUGGACAAAGAAUGGUUGUCGGCUCAUUUCUAUUCGGCAGCCUGUGGACAAAUAACGUGGCGCCAUCUACCUUGGAGAACUCCUACCUUCGCAAGUCAAGCUCUGUCUGACCUGAUUGGCAUUGACCAGACCGUCCAACUUGACUGUGACUCUGACGAAUUUGACCUUCCUCUUCUGCGUCAGAAGAGCAAUUGCUCCUCGUGGAAACGCAGACAGCUGGCAUCAGUAUUGUCAGAAUGUGCUGUCUCUUCUUUCCAGGAGUGGUUGCAUGCCUUGUUACUUGACAGAUCCAUUCUCGGAGCAUUUUUGGGCAGUGUUGGGCUUCUUUUCUGCUACUGGCUUUCGAUCCUUGCCAGUAUAAACGGAUGCUUCGGCAGCAGGGUAGGGAGGUAGAUCAGGUAUAAUCAUGUCAUCGUCUUGAACGAGUUGGCAAGCAUUAUGCCCAAAGAGCCAG